AGCGCGCUUGGUGACAGAGUCCGAACGCGUGCCUGUCGCCCUGUCCCGUGUGGAGAGAGGCUGUGAAGUGCGUGGACGCGUGCGCCUCCUUGUUCUCCAUCUGAGAGGGAGGUUUUAGGGUGAAGGGAAGGUCAAGCAGCCCCUUCUUCAUGCUGUCUGCAACUUAGACACAUGCCGAAAUAACUUCAAAGAGACAUACACGCGCUGAGGACAGGGGGACACGUCUCAUAGGCAGAAAACAAGAGCUAGAUCAACACACAAGAGCCGACCAGUGGAUCGUAUCCUGAUAUUCACACAGCAAAGGAGCAGCAGAAUUGGGCUAAUACGGAGGAUUAUCCUACACCAUGAAACUCGCUGUCGUUCUGCUGCUCUGUGGCUGCUGUGUGCUGUUUAAACACAACUGUGAAGCUCAAGUUUUAUUUUCCUCAGAAGAAACAUCUCCGACACCAUCAGCCAGUAACUGCACGUGUGAAAUUGGCCACGGAAAAUGUGCCGAAAAUGGUGACUGCAGGUGUGAUCCGGGAUGGGGUGGACCGAUGUGUGACGACUGUGUUCGGAUGCCCGGAUGUGUCCACGGAACCUGUCAUCAGCCCUGGCAGUGCUCCUGCAUGGACGGGUGGACGGGGAGAUUCUGCGACAAAGAUGUUUACGUGUGCUCCAGACAGCAGCCGUGUCAUAACGGGGCCACUUGUGAACUGAGUGACUCGGGAGAUUAUAGCUGCUUGUGUCCUGAAGGCUUCCACGGCCGGGACUGUGAACUCAAAACCGGGCCCUGCCAAAAGACCAAAUCCCCCUGCAAGAACGGCGGUCUGUGUGAGGAUCUGGGUGGUUACGCUCCAGAACUGUCCUGUCGAUGCCUUGUCGGAUUCACCGGUGCCCGCUGUGAGACCAACAUGGAUGAUUGCCUGAUGCGCCCCUGUGCCAACGGUGCCACCUGUUUGGACGGCGUGAAUCGUUUUUCCUGCCUGUGCCCUGCCGGAUUCACAGGCCGUUUCUGCACCAUCAACCUGGACGACUGCGCCAGCCAGCCCUGCCUAAACGGAGGACGCUGCAUAGAUCGAGUCUCCAACUUCCAGUGCUUCUGCCCUCCAGGAUUCAGCGGAAGAACUUGCGAGUCGGGAUCUCAAGCGGAGUCUCCGUAUAAAGCUGAACAGGACUCACACAUUAGGUUAAAUCGCUCCCAUUGGACGACUCCAAGCGGAGACGAGGGACGCUUGCUUAAGAUCUCUUUUCGGACUCCAGCUGGUGGAGAAGGGCUGUCGGAGUUCCAGCUCAUCGUUCUGCUGGUUUUGGGUGGGAUGACGCUGGCUGUGGUGGGAUUAACAGCUGGUCUUGUGCUGCGCGGGUAUUUUCAGGACCGAUCGGCUAGCUGUCGGUGCAGACCGGCUCACCAGACGCAAAGGAAACACUCGCGACAGGAGUGCAAGAUCAGCUUCCUCCAAUCUCCAGAGAAGAAGAGGCUGAACACUGAUGUUAUUUAGCCAGAGAUACAGUUGAAGUCUGAAUUAUUAGCCCCCCUGUAUAUGUUGUUCCCCAAGUUCUGUUUAACGAAGAAACACAACACAUUUCUAAAC
Molecule: messenger RNA, 1574 nt
Organism: Danio aesculapii
Lineage: Eukaryota; Metazoa; Chordata; Actinopteri; Cypriniformes; Danionidae
Gene: dlk2
Product: delta-like 2 homolog (Drosophila)
Exons: 6
Coding region: 345-1481 (378 amino acids)
Molecular function (GO): calcium ion binding; Notch binding
Source: RefSeq, a predicted model, not a curated record